This is a messenger RNA of Rotaria socialis, 3264 nucleotides long. The record is from the annotation of a GenBank genome assembly. NCBI's taxonomy places the organism in Eukaryota, Metazoa, Rotifera, Eurotatoria, Philodinida, Philodinidae.
AUGGCUGACGACAUCGCUCAACAAAUGAAAAAUGUCCAUAUGGCAAUUGAAAAAUUCAAAAUUUUUGGAAAUGAUCCGCCGUAUACACUGACUCAACAGUAUGGUUUUAUGAAAUUUGACGAUAAUCAACUCGAUACGACAUCACGCCUUUCACAAUAUGUUCGACUAAGUCUUGAAAUAAAUGCUGAAAUAGUUGUUAAAUUUAUGCAAGAAGCUUGGAAAUUACCAAAACCUGACCUAAUUAUAUCUGUUACUGGUGGAGCAAAGAAUUGUGAUAUGUCAGCACGCCUUAGAAAAAUUUUUCAAAGUGGCCUUGUUUCUGCUGCUAUUACUACAAAUGCAUGGUUAAUUACAGCUGGAACAAAUACUGGUGUCGUAAAAGAAGUAGGCGAUGCUCUUAGCAAUUAUAGAUAUAAAAAUCGAAAACAAGGACCUGAUGUCCCAUGUAUUGGUAUUGCUAGUUGGGGUUAUACGGCGGGAAACGAUCAACUCGAUGAUCAACAUAAAAUCUUUCCUUCCAAUUUGAGCUCUUUAAAAGCACCACGUUCAUUUACGAGACAUCUUCACAGUCAAGUGGCACACUCGGUUCGUGUGGAUAUAGGUGAUCAAUAUCAUGUUCGAAAUUAUGUUGUCAAAGAAAAACAAAAGAAACGCUGUGACUUAGAACCAAAUCAUACACAUUUUUUACUAUUUGAUGAUGGACAAACAAAUGCUGAUACGGUUCUUCCAUUACGAGCGGAAAUUGAAAAAUAUUCGCGGAAUAUUAAUCUAGCAACUACUUCAGAAGGAGCAAUAGAAACAGUUAUACCUAUUGUUAUGGUUUUGGUUGAAGGUGGUCCAUCAUCAAUUCGAACAAUAUGUCAAGCACUUGAAUCGGAUACACCAGUUGUUGUUAUUAAAGAUUCAGGUCGUGCUGCUGAUCUUGUUGCUGAAUUACAUGCUUGCUAUUCCGAAGGGGAUAUUGCUGUCACUAGUACUCAUCCGUCACGUCCUCAAACUGGCUUUGUUAAAGGUAGUUCAAAGGAUACAGAAGUUCAUGCAAUUUUAGCUAAACGAACCGAUAUAGCAGGCCUUGAUGAAGUUAAAAACGAUUUAUGUAGAAUAUUAAAUGAACGUAGAAAACUUGUGACAAUUUUCAAAUUCGAUAGUAAACGCCAUCGUGGAAAUCUUGAAGAUGCUAUUCUAGAAUCGUUAUUUAACGCUGCGAAAUUUUCUGGUGAUUCCAAUGAACAACAUCGACGAACAAUGGAACUUAAAUUAGCCAUAGCAUGGCAUAAAUUCGGUUAUGCUCACAAAUAUCUUCUUACUGAUAAAACUAUAUCCAAAUGGAAGGAAGAAGAUCUUAGUCGCGCUCUUGUCGAUGCACUUCGUCGUGGAUAUGUUGAUUUUGUUGAAUUACUGAUUGAAUUCGGUACAUCACUUGAAAAGUUAACGAAUGGAGAUCUUAAACAGUUAUAUACAACAACAUUGAAUAGUGAUCGGUUACCAAUUAAGAAUAAAGGAAAAGGUGCCGCGUGGUCAAAAGACGAUUUCUAUAAUGAUUAUUUUCAUUCGGUUACGCUUGAUUCGAAAAAGAAUAAUUUAUCACAAUUAAAUGAUGAUACUCCGUUAGGUAAACGUGCUCGACAAGAUCUAUUUUUAUGGGCUGUUUUUCUUGAUCGAUUUGAACUUGCAACAUAUCUUUGUUCGAAAACUUGGAAUCCAUCAAUGGCACCAUUAUUUGGUGCUCUAAUCUACCGACGAGCAGCAAGAUUAACACUCGAUUUAGAUAUACAACAGCAAUAUGAAGAAAAUGCCAAUCAAUUUGAUAUGCAUUCUAUGUCAAUUAUUGAUCGAUGUUUUGAUAAUGAUGAACAUUUUGCUGUUGAUCUGUUGAAACAUUCUGCUGUCGCAUUUGAUGAUGUUGAUCCAUUAUCAUUAGCUCGCAAAGCUGAUUGUAGAAUAUUUCUUGCAUCGAAAUGUGUCCAAAGAUAUCUUGAUAAUGAAUGGUUUGGACAUAUCAAUUACAAGCGAAAUUCUAUUACGUUUAGAGUUUUUCUUUGUUCAUUGUUUAUUCCUUUAAUUCCAAUAUUUUGCCUCUUUUUACCUUAUAUACAAAAGCAUCGAUACAUUGCCGCAACUGUUAUAGAUUAUUCAAGAGUCUCUGAAACGGCUAUGACAAAAGAUGGUGUCGGACAACCAAAGAGGAGGAAACCUGUUCCAUGGACAGCAAAGCUAGGAUAUUUCUAUCGAGCACCUAUUGUACGGUUUUACUAUUAUACAAUAUUCUUUGCUAUAUUUUUGGCUUUAUUCAGCUAUGUUCUUCUUGUUGAUUAUUUUCCUUUAAAUAUCUAUAAUGAACGACGAUCUGGCUACAGCAAUUUAUACAUCCCGAUAACUGAAAUAAUUCUUCAUAUUUGUACGUGGAGUUUAAUUAUUGAAGAAAUUCGCCAAUAUAUUUUUAUGAGCUCAAGAAGAGAAUAUUUAGCGGAAAUAUGGAAUAUUAUUGAUAUUGCCGCUAUUAUUAUAUAUCUUAUUGGUUUUAUUACACGAUUUUUUGUUCAGGAAGCCGUUUUUGUUGCAUCAAAAAUAUUCUUAGGAGUUGCUUUAAUACUUUGGUACAUUCGUACAUUAAACCUAUUCGCCGCUUUUGAAAAAUUAGGGCCGAAAUUGGUUAUGAUUUUAAAUACAAUGAAAGAUCUUCUCUUUUUCGUUUGCUUUAUUUUUGUAUUCUUAAUGGGAUUUUCAAUUACAUCGUGGGCAUUAAUCACUACAAAUGAUCAAGUCCAAUGGUAUUAUGCUGAUAAUGGAGCUCUAGCCAAUGUAACAGUAUCCGGUAAAGGAAGCGGUUUGUGGACAUGGCAAAUAUUACGUGAUGUUACAAAUUAUGGCAUUUGGAAAAUUUUCGGACAAGUUGACCCUAUCAAUGGUUCGGAUGCAUAUUCUCAUGUAGCUUUUGUGUUGGCUAUAAUAUUUGUUGCCAUUGCGAAUGUACUUCUUCUUAAUGUACUCGUGGCUUUAUUUAAUGUUACAAUACAAACUGUUGCGCAGCAAUCUUAUCGUAUAUGGCGUUAUCAACGGUUCUUACUUGUUUGUGAAUAUAAACAGAAACCUCCGAUUCCACCGCCGUUCACGCCUCUAUAUUAUCUAUAUAUCAGUAUUCGAUACCUGGCCGGAAGAAUUCAAUAUCAUCGUGAAAAAAAACAAAAUGCGAAUGAAACUUUAGUAAUGGAUUCUGUUGAAUUAAAUGAAGCUAAUAUACGAGAAGAAUUUAAGAGUAAGUAA